Molecule: messenger RNA, 1190 nt
Organism: Canariomyces notabilis
Lineage: Eukaryota; Fungi; Ascomycota; Sordariomycetes; Sordariales; Chaetomiaceae
Exons: 1
Coding region: 293-1069 (258 amino acids)
Cellular component (GO): membrane; cytoplasm
Source: RefSeq, a predicted model, not a curated record
AGCAUGAGUAUACAUUGCGAGGAGAUAAUUUCAGGUUCUGUAGUGUGAGUUCAUCAUUCAAACUGACCACUAGUAGCUUGGACAAGAACAGCAUUGCAUUGCAGUGGGUCUCGGGAGCUCAUCAAUUCCGUCAACACAAACUCAACAUCACUACUUGGUAACCUUCAAUCCCUACAAUAAGUUUGAAGGACGACUCGAGAAAACUUGUUCCAAUUUCAAGCAAAGUAUAGGAGACUAGUACUGUGAACCUGGAUCCAAGUUCUAUUUCAAAGGAAAUAGUCUCCUGCCCACCAUGGCAACCCCUCCCAUCGUCAUCGCGACGGUGCAAACAGCCAUCAUCAAUGCCCUCUCGGCCAUCCUUGCCCAGAUCAUCAAGGCUCAACAAAACAAUGUAAGACUCUCCUCGUCCUUACCUUCAUAUCCCAAACUCAAACAAAAAAAGCAACCCAUAACCCUCAACCUAAUCCCCGCCUUCCAAUUCCUCCUCUUCGGGCUGGUCUCCACGCCGCCCAAUUUCCUCUGGCAGGAAUUCCUCGAGUCGACCUUCCCCGCGUACCACAUGGCUCCCACCAAGGAGGCCCUGGCAUCGGCCGCCGCGGGCAACGACAAGGAGCUCGACGACGAGGCCGCCGCGGGGAGGCUGGUCGAGCCCGUGCUCAGCAAGCGCAACACGCUCGCCAAGACCCUGCUGGACCAGACGGUCGGCGCCGUGCUCAACACGCUGCUGUACAGUUGUUUUAUGCAUGGUAUCCAGAUGGCCAUGGCCCAUCAUGGCCAGCAGCAUGGUGCUGCUGCUGCUGCUGCUAGCGGCGGGGCCGGGUUUGGAGGGCUUGGGCUGCUGUUGCAGAACCCCUGGGGUGCUGUGAGGUACGACACCGUGGACUGGGCGGUUGUCUGGGAGAAGGCCAAGGAUGAGUUGUGGCCGAUUUUGGUUGCGGGAUGGAGGUUCUGGCCGCUCGUGAGUGUGGUGAAUUAUGUGUUUUUGACGAGUGUCACGUCGAGGACUUUGGUGGGGAGUUUGGCUGGGUUGGGCUGGGGGGUGUAUCUCAGUUUGUCGUCGGCAAACUGAUCAGAGGAAGAUGGUUGAAUGUAUCCUCUGGAUGAUAGACGAUUGUUUCAUAUGAGUACGUAUCAUGAAGAGACGACAUGAUAGUGGAACUGGCAUAUACAUGGAACUUACUAAUACCGGA